AUGUUCAAAGAAACGAUUGUUGCGCUUGUACUGGUUGGUUGUAGCUUGUCUGUUGCACAGAAAGUGAAAACAGCACAGGAAUGUGUACAGCAAAUGCCAUCAUCAUUAAAGAGUAGGCUGUGCGAUCAUCAAUCUCAAAUGUUCGAUGACACUGGUAUGCAAAUGCACCUUGACUGUCUGAUGAGAGCCGUUGGAUUUGCUUACGCUAACGGCCGUGGAGAUUACCACGCACUCUACAAUCCAAUGAAUGCCGUUGAGCGGGAUCGGAAGCACGAUUACAAUCUAGAAGUUUGCAUAGGCAAGACGGUUCGAAAGCCUGCCAACGAUCGAGCGGUUCAAUUCGCCAAGUGUUUGAUGGAUUCGAACUCAGGUCAAACAUUCAAGAAGGUGUUCGAUCAAGAGAUGGAUAGAAAAGUUUGCAAAUCCUAAAAAAAUUCCAGUAAAAAUAAAUUAUCCCAAAAGAUUUAGCGAAACAAUAAAACC
Messenger RNA from Anopheles nili, 483 nucleotides. RefSeq lists its product as uncharacterized. Bases 1 to 429 code for a protein of 142 amino acids. The transcript is spliced from 3 exons. Gene Ontology annotation, molecular function: odorant binding. The record is from RefSeq and is a predicted model, not a curated record. Lineage: Eukaryota; Metazoa; Arthropoda; Insecta; Diptera; Culicidae.